UCUCUCAGUAUUGGAUAUCGGAAUUCUUUGGGCACCAACAUUUGCAUUCGGUAUUUUUAGCUUGUAUGGAGUUGUUUACUGUUCCGCACCAAUAUCUACAUAUUUUGUUGGCUGUCUUAUUUUAUUUUUUUGGGCUGCUGAAUGUAUUGCUGAUUUGGUCUCUUAAAAAUAAAAAAUAUUUAAAUUCGUAGUU
Molecule: messenger RNA, 193 nt
Organism: Meloidogyne enterolobii
Lineage: Eukaryota; Metazoa; Nematoda; Chromadorea; Rhabditida; Meloidogynidae
Source: the annotation of a GenBank genome assembly